CAUAGUCCCGGUUGACUAAUGACUUGGUCAAAGAUACCCAUCCGUGACGCCUUGCACCGACCAUGCACGACAGCCGAUCAUGCCAAUGGCUGAGCUCGGGCGACACGAACCGGUACAACAACGACAGCAGAGAUAGGACUUGAUAGAACCGUCUUCACCCAUCUAUCAUGAUGACUUCCUUUGCCAGAAAGUGGGUUUUACUUGGUGGCAUAUGGCUCCUCGUUCUUCUGUUGUGCCCUCAAAUCUCUCAUGGGUUCACCACUGGCCUCCAAAGCUUCAGGGUGCAGAAGUCACUGUCACGAGAAGUAGGGGACGGCCGAUGGGUGCUUCUGAACAACAGUGCCAAUGAUGGCGAUGAUGAUGACACUUCAACCGAGUCAUCGCGAAGAACGUUUCUGUUUCAACAACAAGGAAUCAUGACAACAGCAAUGGUAGCCGCCGGCCUAGUAGGAGCGCCAUCCGUGGCAAACGCCGAUCCCUCUCUGAUUUCAUCUCUUCAAGGACCCUUGCAGGAUGCCAUUGCUCCUGGACACUGGAUUGGCCAAUUUUUGGGCAUCAACUCUCGCCAAGUCACCUGGGAAUUCAGUAACGCAUCUCCAGCCCUUGUCAGUCAAGCCUUGGUGGAUGUUUUGAACGAGUUGUCACCGCAAGAUCGAGCCAAGCUGUUCCUCCCAGAGUUUUCCAUUUCCAGAGCGGAUUCCAGCAAGGUUCAUGUCAUUACGUGGACCAAAAAUGAAUGGUUGGAUUCUCUGGAUGUUUCCUUCUUGCAGCAACAAUCUACUACUACCAGUUGCAUUGCCAAGGCCAGCUUUUAUGCCACGGGAUUCCUGCCCACGUCGAUUCCGGGAGCUCCUCUCUUUAAUAUUGGGUUUGCGUGGUUUCCCUUUGCGUCUCCUGGUCCCAGAGGACAAAUGCUACAAGACUAUCGACUCAAGAAUCUGGAAAGAUUAGUCAGACAGAAACUAGCUAGCUAGUACAGCCUGAGGGAGAACAGUUUCAAUAGAAGGGUGGUUUACAUACAUCAUGUUAGCAACCAGCUAGAUACCUCCCGCACGGCGUGGUCACUCAGCUUGAGACUCGGAUUGUCAAUUCCUUCACUGGCGAGAUGGUCUUGAGCAUAUCGAAUAAUGCGGAGGUGGUGCUCUGUUGAGCCCUCCCUUGUAUUGAGAAAGCCAUGGCAAAUGCAUUGUGAUAGAUCCGAAUCCGACGGAAACUCUAACUUGAGUCUCACGACCAAAGAGGGGCUUCCGGUAGAGGGGGGAUAGCUACGUAGUUACGGUUGAUGAUUCCUUGCGCAUAGUUCGCUUCUACCCUCUAUGUGAAAGUCGCUGCCUGCGCCGUGUACGAUGGGAUCCUGAGGAUGGCUUUGCAUGAUUCAGCAAGACUGGGGCCCCAAGGCAGACCCGUACCUUGUCACCUCGCUAACCGCUGGUGUUGGGUAGCAAGAGCGAGGUUGCACAUGGUCAUGUCUUUGAGGUUUUCAGAGAGUGGCGGUCCUCCUGAUUUCAGUGGCGACGAUGAAGGCCAUAGCGACUAACAGAUCCCUAUGAAAACAGGGCAGCCGUUGCGCUGUCGCAUCAAAGAUCUGACCAUAAGGUCAAGGUGGCCUAGGAAGACAGGUUAGCUCAUAUGGGCUGCUGCAACUGGUUAGUGUGAAUGGAUCGGCCCUGAGAUUGCGGUGCCUCAAGCAACAGCUCUUGAAGGUUUGAUAGCACAAGUUGGAGAACAAGGAGAAACGUAAAUGUUUAGCACAAUUGUGAAGGCUGGUUGGUAGUGAUAUCCUAAGUGGAUGGGGCCUCACGUCGUUAUAAAGUAAAAGAAACAACAGGAAAGCUACUGC
Molecule: messenger RNA, 1840 nt
Organism: Seminavis robusta
Lineage: Eukaryota; Bacillariophyta; Bacillariophyceae; Naviculales; Naviculaceae
Source: the annotation of a GenBank genome assembly